This is a messenger RNA of Chiloscyllium plagiosum (whitespotted bambooshark), 1439 nucleotides long. The record is from RefSeq and is a predicted model, not a curated record. NCBI's taxonomy places the organism in Eukaryota, Metazoa, Chordata, Chondrichthyes, Orectolobiformes, Hemiscylliidae.
GGAGAGCAGGUUGAGAAAGGUUCCUCAGACGUGAAGGGGAAAGCACUGGGAGCCAACUUCAUGGCACCAUGGAUGGGUGUGCUGCAUAAGAGGGGAGCAAGAAGAAUGACAGGUUAUUCAUCAGAAAAAAAUGAAACAACCACAUCAAUGAUUCAUGCAACCCAGUCAGCUCCAUCAGAAAAAGACAGAUUUCUUCCAUUAUCGACAGCAAUCACACAUCAUGGUCUCUGUACUAACAACAGCCUCACAUUACCAGUGAGUAAUCAAGCAUCAUCAACUGUUUCACAGAACACAUCUACAAGGAGAUUUCUGGAAGCUUUCCACAAAGGGAAUGCUGCAAGCAGCAAAACCACCGAUGAACUACUGUGGAAUUCUACAUCUCCAACGAUCUCCCCGCCAGCUACUAAAAAUAUUGCAAAGACCCCCCUGGAGAACAACAAAGUAAUUUUGAUGAUUGUGCUUCCAAUUCUGGGUCUUGCUUUGGUUGGUUUAGUGAUAGCCUUCCUGAUAAAUCAUACUCAUGAGAAAAAACAACCUCUUAAUCAUGAGAUUAACAGUGAAAAUCCAGCCAGCCCAAUUUUUGAGGAUGAUGUCGCCUCAGUGAUGGAAGUUGAAAUGGAUGAACUUGACAGAUGGAUGGGCAACAUGAGGAAGAUAUCUCCACAAGACAGUUUACCAGACAUCAGUGAAGAAAAAGACCUGAAAUCCAAAUCAAGGGACCCGGAAUUAUGAAAUCUUGCUGUGGUUCAACGAGCACCCGAGCUACAAAUCUUCUCACAAACUUUGAAUUAUGAAACCUUUUUUCAAGUUUUGACAAAGACUGAUUCCUAUCUUUGAAUGGAGACAUUCAUUUGCACAACAGCGUAUCUGUGAUGGCUUUAUUUCUUCUUUUAGAUAUGUUUGUUUAUGGAUUGAUAUUUCAUGAAUGUUUUAAACAGGAAGUAUUUGUUUUUAGUUUGUUAACCAGAUUUUUAAAGGCAAAAAGGUUAGAACUGCAGAGGCUAAAAAUCUGAAAUUUAAAAAAUAAACAAAAUGAUGGAAAUGUACGGCAAGUCUGUAAAAAUUUAGAAGAGUAAAUUGGUGAAGGCACCUGAUCUGAAAUGGUAACUUCCCUGCUGCUGGCAAAAUUACUUAUUCCAAGAUUUUUCUGUUUCUUUUAUUGUACAUGUAGCUGUUUUAUGAAAUAGAUUUUGCUGAUUUUUAGUGAUUCCUACAGAAAUGUAUUUGAUUUACCGAACCUACUAAGAUUCUGUUUUUAAAAAAAUGUAACUUGCUCAGCAAGGUUAAAGUUGAUGUAGGACAAACAUGAGACAAAUAUUAGAUGGAGAGGAAUAAACAAUACACAAGCAGGUAUUGCAUUUCUCACUUGUUAAUGCAGCACAAUUUUGUCUAAAAAUGUAGAGGCAGGAUGGAAUUUUGGAAGUAAAUAAUAUUUCUAA